Messenger RNA from Helicoverpa zea (corn earworm), 2364 nucleotides. Its product is annotated as glutathione hydrolase 1 proenzyme-like. Gene Ontology annotation, molecular function: glutathione gamma-glutamate hydrolase. The record is from RefSeq and is a predicted model, not a curated record. Bases 119 to 1861 code for a protein of 580 amino acids. Lineage: Eukaryota; Metazoa; Arthropoda; Insecta; Lepidoptera; Noctuidae. The transcript is spliced from 9 exons. Gene Ontology annotation, biological process: glutathione catabolic process. Gene Ontology annotation, cellular component: plasma membrane.
AUUGUCAUACGCAAUAGGAAAGCAAACGUACGACCUUAAAACCAUUCAAACAAUUCUGCGCUCGCGCAGUACGUAAGUGACUACGAUCACGGAUUGUCGUCAGUAGUCGGCAUCGAUCAUGUGGAAGACUUGCAAGUCGCGGCGGUGGUGUUUGGUGGGCAGCGUGUUGGCGGCGCUGGUCGCGGGCGCGCUGGUGGCCGUGCUGGUGCUGCAGCCGUGGGCCGGCCCCAACCACCUGCGCUUCCCGCGCGCUACCGUCGCCGCCAAUGGCUACGAAUGUGCUUCAGUUGGCCGUAAAAUCCUGGAACGAAAUGGUACUGCCGUGGAUGCAGCGAUAGCCACACUAUUCUGUGAGGGGAUCGCGUGCGCGCAAUGCAUGGGACUCGGCGGGGGCUUCCUGGCCACGGUGUACGAUGCGUCGAGCAGAACGGUGCGCGUGCUCAAUGCCCGCGAGAGGGCUCCAGCCGCCGCACACGAGAACAUGUACGCCAACGCAUCCUCCACCGUCGGCGGGCUCGCUAUCGCCGUGCCAGGCGAGCUCGUCGGCUAUGGCGCUCUCCAUCAGGAAUAUGGACGCCUCCCGUGGCGCGAGCUGGUGGAACCCACGGCCGAGUUGUGCCGCCGCGGCCAUCGCGUCAACGCCUACAUGGCGCGCGUCCUCAGAACAUACAGCGACAGAAUCAAGGCCGAGCCUUCUAUGCGGGAGGUGUACGUGAACGGGGUGACUGGGGAGGUUUGGAACGAGGGCGAUCUUAUCUUCGAACCAACGUUGGCCAAAACUCUGGACAUCAUCGCCGAGGAGGGCCCACAGGCGAUACACAACGGUUCCCUAACUGCGCGGCUCGUACGCGAUAUUCGGAGCUUCGGUGGCAUCAUUACAGAAGAAGACCUCAGGAAUUACAGGGUGGAAUGGCAAGAGCCCAUCGCCGUGCCGCUAACAGAGGAGUACACGCUCUACUCGGUUCCCCUACCAGGGUCAGGCUCAGUUCUGGCGUUCAUGUUGAAUAUGUUACGCGACUGGGUCGGCGACGGUACCCCUGCUCCUCCCGGCUCCAACCUGUACUGGCAUCGCGUCGUCGAAACCUUCAAAUACGCGUACGCAAAGCGAACCGGCCUCGGAGACCCUUCACGCUCUAACCUACCUUAUGAUAUUCGUGAUUUGGAACGCAAUCUCUCAAACCCCGCAUGGGCGAGAACAUUCCGGGAACUAGUCAACGAUUCGAGGACGUAUUCUGAUUGGCAACACUACGGGGCUCUGUUCGAAGGAGCGGAUGACCACGGCACUGCUCACAUCGUCGUGGUCGCUCCAGACGGCAGCGUCGUGUCCGCCACCAGCACCAUAAAUUAUAUUUGGGGCAGUCAGCGACGCUCACGGAGCUUAGGCAUCAUGUUGAAUAACGAGAUGGAUGACUUCGCGAUUCCCAACACGGAGUCAGCAUACGGUCUACCGCCUUCUCCUGCCAAUAUGUUGACUCCUGGUCUACAGCCUUUGAGCUCUAUGGUCCCGAGUAUUGUCAUGUCAAGGAGUGGAAGCGUCGACUUGGUCCUUGGAGCCGCCGGCGGUACUAAGAUCACAACGCAAGUUGCAUUGAUGGCUCGGCAUACAAUAUUAGAAGGCAGCGACCUUCCAGACGCUGUGCAGAGACCGCGCCUUCAUCAUCAGCUCUUGCCUAUGGAAGUGCAGCACGAGGCCGACUUCAACCCGGCAAUCAUCGCAUCUCUACAAGCUAAAGGGCAUGCGACCACGGAACUUGGACCAACGGCUGGAUUCGCUGCAAUGGUGGCAGCAGCCAGAGAUUCCUACGGCUACUUGAUACCACAGACUGAUCACAGACGACCCGGUAGCAUCGAUGGAUUCUAAAUUUAAAAUAGGCUUAGUCAUUGACUGAUAAAAUAGUAUCUACUCUUGCAAACAGAUCUUGUAAACAUACUCUUUUAUUUAUUUAAACGGAGAAGUAAUGAACUGGAACCUUCAUCACAUUGGAUCACAAUAGUUUUCAUCCUUCACUGCAAAUAACGCAAAUAUGUUAGUGUACGUAGGUAUCUACUAUUUAUUGGCUUCAAUACCAUUAAACAACAUGAUUUUUAAAACGUCUAAGUAGAUAAGCUCUCCUGUUAAAUACAUAAAAAAAAAUCAAAUAACUUAUAACUUAGGUACCUACCUUACGAUCUUCUUUUCCAAUAGUUUCAUUUUCUGUAAAUUCAUUGGAUAAUUAUAAUCCAAGUGAAAUCGAUUGUGAUAUUAUUAUUUUAUAAAGGUGGAUAUUUCUGGUUGUAAGUAUUAUAUCGUUAUAGAAUUUAAUUAAGUUGCUGUGAUGUUUAAUAUAUUGUUAUUCGUGAAAUAAAUGGUUUUGAUGGUAGGUA